AAGUUGCUGUCAAGAAAAGGCUUAAUGGAGACUCUUUCUCAUCAGAAGAUGCUUCUAUCAUAUCAGAAAAAUUGACUGAACUAUCGGCUGAAGGAGCCAAAGCUGUUUAUAAUGAAUUUAUGGGAACGACCUCAGAUAAAGACUGGAAAGACUGGAAGGUCUUCAUGCAAAUGAUACUUACCUGGGAAGAAAAGAAUAAAGAUGGGAAGAGACAAUUUUUAUCAAAGUUUCAGUUGAUAGAUUUAGCUGAUAAAUCAGAUGCUGAUAGAAUGCAACAAAUUGCUAACAGUCAAAUCAAAGGUUAUUACAAAUUACAAGGAGAUACAUCUACAAUUCAACAUUUAAAAGGUGAUCCUGUUGAAAAAGAUGAGACAAUAGCCAAAAUCAAGAAGCAGGUAAAAUCUUUUAAAGAUGUUGGAGUACAGUUUGAUUACAUGGAUAGCAGAGAAGAAGAUAUUCUCAAUUCAAGGAGACAAGCCACAGUUGAUAAACUGGGAGGAUUUUGGUUUGAGAAUCAGUAUAGAAGACUGUAGCUUAUCACCCUUACAGACAGUAGAAGUAGCAGUAAUUGCUCUUGUAGGAGGACAGUUCCAGUUUCCUCCUAAUACCAUCCUUGUCAGUGCUGUGUAUGCAGUAUCACUCUCAAAGCCUCUCCUGAAACAGCUAACAUUAGAAAUACAGCAUUGUGUUGAUUUAUCAAGGCAACCAGCUCUUAGUUGUUAUCUCAAGUUUGCUAUAGCUC
Molecule: messenger RNA, 742 nt
Organism: Amphimedon queenslandica
Lineage: Eukaryota; Metazoa; Porifera; Demospongiae; Haplosclerida; Niphatidae
Exons: 4
Coding region: 120-533 (137 amino acids)
Source: RefSeq, a predicted model, not a curated record